AUGGCGCUGGAGGUCGUUGGGUAUUUUUCAUGGUUUUUGGCGCAGAAAAUAAUAUUAAGUCAAGUUUUUGUCGUGGUUUAUGUGCAUUCACUUAUGCUAGCUUCCCAGAAUACCACAUUGAAAGGUAAGGCUCCGAGGGGAUUGCUGCCGUGGAAAGCGAGAUGGGAAAUCGUGGAUAUAUAUGGAAGAAUCACGGACCUAUCAAGUUUGAAGCCGAAACGAAACAAGCCACACUUGCUGAACUUUCCAACUAUGCCUUAUGCAACGACCUCAUUCACUAGGUCAACAAAAAAAGAGGUCACUGAUUCCUUCAACACAAUAAUAAUCAAAAUUGUCUCCGGUAUCCACCACUAA
Messenger RNA from Lindgomyces ingoldianus, 354 nucleotides. RefSeq lists its product as uncharacterized. Bases 1 to 354 code for a protein of 117 amino acids. The record is from RefSeq and is a predicted model, not a curated record. NCBI's taxonomy places the organism in Eukaryota, Fungi, Ascomycota, Dothideomycetes, Pleosporales, Lindgomycetaceae. The transcript has 3 exons.